Molecule: messenger RNA, 1020 nt
Organism: Indicator indicator
Lineage: Eukaryota; Metazoa; Chordata; Aves; Piciformes; Indicatoridae
Gene: TMEM120B
Product: transmembrane protein 120B
Exons: 12
Coding region: 1-1020 (339 amino acids)
Biological process (GO): fat cell differentiation
Cellular component (GO): nuclear inner membrane
Source: RefSeq, a predicted model, not a curated record
AUGAGGCUGCAGCUGGAGCGAUGCCGGGGCGAGUGGCGGGAGCUGGAGGAGGAGUUCCGGCAGCUGCAGGAAACACACAAAGUUUACAGGCAGAAACUGGAAGAAGUCACUAGCUUGCAGACAGCCUGCAGCAGCUCCAUACAUCGGCAGAAGAAGACACUAAGGGAUCUGAAGCACAGCCUGCAACGGUGCAAGCACAAAGCAAGUCCUGAAGAAUUUGCUCUUAUUCAGGAGAUCAGUACCCAGAUCAAGGAGAGGCAAAAUGCCUUCUUUGACAUGGAAGCCUACCUGCCAAAGAAGAAUGGCCUGUACUUAAAUCUGGUGCUGGGAAACGUGAAUGUAACUCUCCUGAGUAACCAAGCAAAGUUUGCCUACAAGGACGAGUAUGAAAAGUUCAAACUUUAUCUGACUAUAAUCUUGUUACUCGGGGCUGUCACCUGCAGGUUUAUUCUCCACUAUAGGGUGACAGAUGAAGUGUUCAACUUUCUAUUAGUGUGGUAUUACUGCACGCUGACGAUACGGGAAAGCAUUCUCAUCAGCAAUGGAUCCAGGAUCAAAGGCUGGUGGGUGUCUCAUCACUACGUCUCCACAUUCCUGUCUGGAGUAAUGUUAACAUGGCCAGAUGGACUCAUGUAUCAGAUGUUUCGCAGCCAGUUUUUAGCAUUUUCAAUAUUUCAGAGUUGUGUGCAGUUCCUACAGUAUUAUUACCAAAGGGGUUGCCUUUACAGACUCCGUGCUUUAGGGGAGAGAAACCACUUGGACCUUACAGUGGAAGGAUUUCAGUCCUGGAUGUGGCGGGGGCUGACGUUUCUCCUUCCCUUCUUGUUCUUUGGGCAUUUCUGGCAGCUAUAUAAUGCAAUCACACUGUUCGGAUUGUCGAGGCAUGAGGAGUGCAAAGAAUGGCAGGUUUUUGUGUUGGCUUUCACGUUUCUGCUGCUCUUCCUUGGGAACUUCCUCACUACUCUCAAAGUGGUGCACACUAAACUCCAGAAAAACAAAGACAAAAUGAAAAAGCUGUGA